AUGUCGGGCGCGGCGAGAUGGACGGGAGGCGCGGCGGCGGCCGAGGAGGACAGAGCCAAGCUCGAGGACUUUGAACGACGCGUCGAUCCGAACGACAAGGAACAGAUGGACUUGCUGGAACAGAUGAAGCAACACACGGAGAAGUUAGAGAAGAUGCGCGAGUUUGAGGAUCCGCGGUUGUCGUUCACGACGCCGGAGUUCAAGGAGGCGCAGAGAAUUUUUCAAGAAAAUUUCAAGGCGAAAAAACUUUGGCAGACCGAUCGAGUAUGGGAUGGUGAAACGAUACCCGUGGAGCGUGCCGACGUUGAUGAAACUCGACGUGCCCGUCGACGUGGACGGGAAUCCUUGGCCGCUCGACGCCGAAGGGAAACCGAUUUUGAAGGAUGA
Messenger RNA from Ostreococcus lucimarinus CCE9901, 387 nucleotides. RefSeq lists its product with no specific name. The coding region runs from base 1 to 387 and encodes 128 amino acids. The record is from RefSeq and is a predicted model, not a curated record. The transcript is spliced from 3 exons. NCBI's taxonomy places the organism in Eukaryota, Viridiplantae, Chlorophyta, Mamiellophyceae, Mamiellales, Bathycoccaceae.